UUGUUUAUGUCUCUGCGCUCCUUUGCUCUGGUCUGUCUGCUUGUUGUCCGCGCCCGAGCUGCGACUAGCACAACAGAGCUCAUCGAUUGGUCUGGUCUGGUGACUGAAGCGCUGCUCCGAACCGCAGUCCACAGCGCGGGGUCCCACCCGUCCGUCCCUCUGUCCGUCCGUGCGGCCGCGCCAGGCUCGUCGAGGCGCCAGCGGAGUCGCGAAGUGAGACUUGGUGAGUGUGCGAUGCUCAGGCGAGGGGUUUGGGAGUGAGGCGAUGGGCUGCACCUCAGCCAAGCAGGUGUCGGCUGUGCCCAGCGAUGAGGAGGGCCGGGGCAAGGCCUACAGCAACGGAGACCUCCUCACUGAUGAGUACAAGAUGAAGGCCGUGGAGGAGGUGAAGUACAUGCGUGCCGGAGACGAGGACAGAGUCAACGCUCGUAACCAGGAAAACCUGGAGAAGAGCGCCAUGUCAUACAGGGGCAGGCAGCACAAGGAGGUCCCGGGCACCAAUGCCAACAGGACAAAUAUCCACACGUCAGAGAGCCAGCAGGAGUUUUUCAGGAUGCUCGAUGAGAAGAUUGAGAAGGGACGGGACUACUGCUCCGAGGAGGAGGACGUGACAUAGCCCUGUGGCCCCCACCCUCUCCCCCCAGCUCUGUCCCGGGGGGUCUGAGAGAGUGCCUGAGAGCGCGAGUGUGAGAAGCCAUGCGACUCCAUGUAUAUGCGUGCGUGCGUGCGUGCAUGUGUGCUAUCCUCAAAGACUGAAGACUGGCCCCCAUCCUGCCCUGGUCCCCUUCUUCAAGCAAACUGCCUGGCCCCCUCUCUGCUUGGAAACAGCUUCUCUGGAGGGACAGAGUUUGGGAUGGGAGGGACACAGGAACAUCCAGUUGCCAAGUCUGAGCCUCCCAAUCCCUGCUGAACCAGGGUGGAGAUCUGAACCGGUCCUCUUCUCCUGCACAGACUGACACACCACUGGCCACGCUGGAGCAGAAGGUGC
Molecule: messenger RNA, 988 nt
Organism: Scleropages formosus (Asian bonytongue)
Lineage: Eukaryota; Metazoa; Chordata; Actinopteri; Osteoglossiformes; Osteoglossidae
Exons: 6
Coding region: 266-616 (116 amino acids)
Source: RefSeq, a predicted model, not a curated record